Molecule: messenger RNA, 2230 nt
Organism: Balaenoptera ricei (Rice's whale)
Lineage: Eukaryota; Metazoa; Chordata; Mammalia; Artiodactyla; Balaenopteridae
Gene: WSCD2
Product: WSC domain containing 2
Exons: 8
Coding region: 1-1695 (564 amino acids)
Source: RefSeq, a predicted model, not a curated record
AUGGCCAAGCUCUGGUUCAAAUUCCAGCGGUACUUCCGCAGGAAACCUGUACGUUUCUUUACCUUCCUGGUGCUCUACCUGACAGCUGGGAGCCUCGUCUUCCUUCACUCUGGUUUUGUGGGUCAGCCUGCUGUCUCCCAGAACCAGGCCAACCCCGCUGCGGGGGCCCCAGCGGAGGGCGCUGAGCUGGCCUUUUUGGGUGACUUAAAUCUGGGCAGAGCCUUCCGGGAUACAGGUGAAACCUCGAGCAUCGCCCGCAGGUAUGGACCCUGGUUCAAGGGCAAGGACGGGAAUGAGAGAGCCAAGCUGGGGGACUACGGGGGAGCCUGGAGCCGGGCCCUCAAGGGGAGGGUCAUCCGGGAGAAGGAGGAGGAGCGAGCUAAGUACAUCGGCUGCUACCUGGAUGACACCCAGAGCCGGGCCCUUCGAGGCGUGUCCUUUUUCGACUACAAAAAGAUGACCAUCUUCCGUUGCCAGGACAACUGUGCAGAACGGGGUUACCUGUAUGCUGGGCUGGAGUUCGGCGCCGAGUGCUACUGUGGCCACAAGAUCCAGGCGACAAACGUGAGCGAGGCGGAGUGUGACAUGGACUGCAAGGGCGAGCGGGGCAGCGUGUGCGGUGGCGCCAACCGCCUCUCCGUCUACCGGCUGCAGCUGGCCCAGGAGUCAGCCCGCAGGUAUGGAAGUGCAGUCUUCCGAGGCUGCUUCCGCAGGCCCGACAACCUCUCCCUGGCCUUGCCCGUGACGGCUGCCAUGCCCAACAUGUCUGUGGACAAGUGUGUGGACCUUUGCACAGAGAAGGAGUACCCACUGGCAGCCCUUGCGGGCACUGCCUGCCACUGUGGCUUCCCCACUACGCGAUUUCCCCUCCACGAGAGAGAGGACGAACAGCUCUGUGCCCAGAAGUGCAGCGCGGAGGAGUUUGAGAGCUGCGGGACACACAGUUACUUCAUUGUGUAUCAGACGCAAGUCCAAGACAACCGCUGCAUGGACAGAAGGUUCCUCCCAGCCAAGUCCAAGCAGCUCAUCGCUCUGGCCAGCUUCCCAGGUGCCGGCAACACGUGGGCUCGCCACCUCAUUGAGCUGGCCACCGGCUUCUACACCGGCAGCUACUACUUCGACGGUUCUCUCUACAACAAAGGGUUUAAAGGUGAGCGGGACCACUGGCGCAGCGGGAGGACCAUCUGCAUCAAGACGCACGAGAGUGGCCAGAAGGAGAUCGAGGCCUUCGACGCGGCCAUCCUGCUCAUCCGCAACCCCUACAAGGCCCUCAUGGCAGAGUUCAACCGCAAGUAUGGCGGACACAUCGGCUUUGCUGCCCAUGCCCAUUGGAAGGGCAAAGAGUGGCCAGAGUUCGUAAGGAACUACGCCCCGUGGUGGGCCACGCACACGCUGGACUGGCUCAAGUUCGGCAAGAAGGUGCUGGUGGUACACUUUGAGGAUCUGAAGCAGGACCUCUUUGUCCAGCUGGGCCGGAUGGUCGGCCUGCUGGGUGUGGCUGUCAGGGAGGACCGACUGCUGUGUGUGGAGAGCCAGAAGGACGGCAACUUCAAGCGCUCGGGGCUCCGGAAGCUGGAGUACGACCCCUACACGGCGGACAUGCAGAAGACCAUCUCUGCCUACAUCAAGACGGUGGAUGCGGCCCUUAAAGGGAGGAACCUCACGGGCGUUCCCGAGGACUACUACCCCAGAUGAUGGGUCGGAGCGGGGCGGGGAGCUGGCAGUCCAGACCAAGCAGGCCCUGGGGACUCCAGACCCCUGGGGGCCCACACCCAUCAGUCCCCUCUUCGAUUGGGGGACAAUCCCCUUGGCUGCUAUUGGCCUUCGAUGAGUUUCCUGCAUGACAAAGGAGGCUCAAGCGAAGAGAUUGUGCGGGCGCUCCCCACCUACUCACACCGCGCCCCCAGAGAUGGAGGGGGCAACUGGUUUAGGGGGCUCUAGCCACAUGGACCCUUCUCUGUCUCCCGUGUCCCUGUGCCCACCACUCUGGUCUCCACUUGUGGGAAGGAGGGCUCAUGGGUGUCCCAGAGACAAGGGUGCCCCACCGCAGGUGUUGAGGACCCUGGUGCAAGAGCUAAAGAGAAUGACAUGGGAAAAUGUGGCCCCAGACUCUCCUCCGUGCCGAGCUGAGCGCUCAAGGCUUCCCCGUCUCUGCCCCACCCAGGAAGCACUGGCGCCAGGGCUUAUCCUGGCCACUUCUGUUUGAAGAAAGAUUGCUGGGAAGUUUCUC